CUCUUCUUCUUCCUCGUCUUCGUCUUCGUCUUCCCCGCAAGUUCGAUAUGGGCCCCUAGUCGAUCUCUCCUUUUUCUUGCCUUUUCCCUUCCCCUUUCUCCCAACAGGAUCAUACAUUGAUCCCAUUCCUAUGACGUUCCUUGUUAUAUGGCAGCUCUCGAUGAUCUUCCGUGGAUAGACUCCAUGGCCCCUUCUACGUCGGCCCAGGACGGGGGUGCCGAUGCCGCCGCCUCCACUGCGCGCCCGCCUACCGUCGCCGCCUUUUCACCUACCACCAUCUCGGGCUCUUCCUUGACUUCCAAACAACGCUCGAGCAUCAUCGUCCAUCGCAAAUCUCCCCUGCUCGUCGCAACUCCGCCCCCUAUCACUCGCGCCUUGGCCUACUCCCAUCCCUUCAUCCUCCCCUUGAACAGUUUGGCCGGUCUCCUGACGUGGACGACCGGCGACUCGUGGCAGAGCUUCCUACUUCUGGCCACCUUUUGGUCCGUCGUGCUCUAUGGAGAUGCCGUCAUCUGUUGGGCCGGCCCGCCGCUGGUCGUCAUGACCCUUAUUCUGGCCAUGUACUGGCGACGGUACUCGCCCCUGUCGUCCCGCACCGUUACUACCGAGAAGAACGGUCACCAUCGGGUCGCUUCCGAUGGCUCUCUGCAUCACCAUGAUAGUCUCGACGAGAUCGUCGAGACCGUGCGCACCUUCACCACCCGCUGCAACAUUCUCCUGGAACCGUUCCUGGAAUUGACGGACUUUCUCUCCACCCAACGCUCCGCUACCUCCGCCACCACUCGUCCCGCCCUCACCACCCUCUUCUUCCGUAUCCUCUUCGUCACCCCGCUCUGGGUCGCCUUGACCGUGCCCCCCAUCAAUCUGAUCACCGCCCGCCGCGUGCUCAUGGCCGUGGGCACCGUCGCCCUGACCUACCAUUCCCGCCCCGCCCGCGUCAUCCGCGUCAUCCUGUGGCGCUCCCUGACCAUCCGCCGCAUCUGCGCCAUCAUCACCGGUCUCUCCUUCUCCACCCCCGGUGCGCCUGCUCAGGGCCCUACAAAGAGCCACGGUCACGCCGCCAGCAUCGCUACCCGGCGCCGCAGCAACUCCUCGGGCGUCCGCUUCACUUUCGUCAUCUACGAGAACCAGCGCCGCUGGCUGGGCAUCGGCUGGACCUACUCCCUCUUCCCCUCCGAGCGCGCCGCCUGGACUGAUGAACACCUAAACAACGUACCGUCCCGCGAGGAAUUCGAACUGCCCGAAGUCCAGAGUGGCAAUGCCAAGUGGCGUUGGGUGGAGGGUAGCGAAUGGCGCAUCGAUGGUGCCGACGAGUCGGGGUCCAAGGCCGACACGAGAGCCGCCGACGGCGGCGGUUGGAUCUACUAUGACAACAAGUGGAACGACGGACGUCGCGGCCAGGAUGGUUGGGACCGUUACACCCGCCGACGCAAGUGGUGUCGCGACGCCGAGCUGGUCGAGGUUGGAUCCGGCCCGGCGGACGCGACAUCCGGUUUAACCCAGGCGUUGGCCCAGGUCAAGGAGGUGGAGGGUGAAACAGCACCUACGGACGCUUCAACAGCCGAUUCCGAUGCCCACAGUCUUGCCCCGUCGACGGCAUCCGCCACCCGACGACGACGCUGGUUUGGGGGUUCGAAGAGUGUAAGCGACAAAUCCGGCAGCCUCGCAUCCGCUUCCGGGGGCCGGGAUGGCAGCAGUGUCCACGGCAGCGCCCACGGCAGUGACAGCGCCAGCCUGCGCGACAAGGAGAUCGUCCAGGCCCAAGACCGGCUGGAUCGAUGGGGCACGCGUGCCACGGGGGGCACCGAGCGGGCCGAACGAGAGAUGGGGUUAGGAGAUGAAGUGAAUAUGGGGUUAAGUUGA
Aspergillus campestris IBT 28561 is the source of this 1863-nucleotide messenger RNA. Its product is annotated as PEX28-32 family peroxisomal membrane protein. Gene Ontology annotation, biological process: peroxisome organization. NCBI's taxonomy places the organism in Eukaryota, Fungi, Ascomycota, Eurotiomycetes, Eurotiales, Aspergillaceae. The record is from RefSeq and is a predicted model, not a curated record. The coding region runs from base 148 to 1863 and encodes 571 amino acids. Gene Ontology annotation, cellular component: peroxisomal membrane. The transcript has 4 exons.